AUGGCGGCGGCUGCGAGGCAGACCUCUUGGCUCGUGGCCUGGGGCCCCAGGCUGCGGCGCGGGCUCGCGGCGGGUCGACGCGGCGUGCCGAACCGGGGCACUUUGGCAGCGGCUGUGGCUGGAAUGGCCCUGGCAGGGGCCGGAGCGGCCUGGCAUCACGGCCGCGUGAGCGUGGCGGCGCGCGAGGGCAGCCUCCCCGCGUUCGCACAGAAAAGUGACUGUGAAGCAAUAGAAAAAGUGAGCCUUCGUAAACAGCGGUUUAUGCAGUUUUCUUCACUGGAACAUGAAGGAGAAUAUUAUAUGACACCAAGGGACUUCCUCUUCUCAGUAAUGUUUGAUCAAAUGGAACGUAAAACUUUAGUCAAAAAGCUAGCAAAAAAGGAUAUUGACGAUGUACUGGCAGGAAUCCAAACAGCUAGUUGUGGAUCAACUUUUUUUAGAGACCUUGGUGAUAAAGGGCUUAUUUCAUAUACUGAGUAUCUUUUCUUGCUUACAAUCCUCACUAAACCUCAUACAGGGUUUCAUGUUGCUUUUAAAAUGCUGGAUGCAGAUGGGAAUGAGAGGAUUGAGAAAAAGGAAUUUGUUAAGCUACAGAAGAUUAUAAGCAAACAAGAUGACUUCAAGACAAUGAAAACUAAUGAAACAGAAUGCGAGGAACCAACAGUGAAAGAACCUGAAAUGAAUACAACUCUUCAAAUGCGUUUCUUUGGGAAAAGAGGAGAAAGGAAACUUCAUUAUAAAGAAUUUCGAAGAUUUAUGGAAAAUUUACAAACAGAGGUUCAAGAAAUGGAAUUCCUGCAGUUUUCUAAAGGUUUGAGUUUCAUGAGAAAGGAAGACUUUGCAGAGUGGCUCCUUUUUUUCACUAACACUGAAAACAAAGAUAUUUAUUGGAAAAAUGUAAGAGAGAAGUUGUCAGCAGGAGAGAGCAUUAGUUUGGAUGAGUUCAAGUCAUUUUGCCAUUUUACAACUCACUUGGAAGAUUUCGCUAUCGCCAUGCAAAUGUUUAGCUUAGCUCAUCGUCCUGUUAGAAUGGCGGAGUUUAAGAGAGCUGUGAAGGUAGCAACAGGACAAGAGCUCUCCAACAACAUUUUGGACACCGUUUUCAAGAUCUUUGACUUGGAUGGUGAUGAAUGCCUGAGUCAUGGAGAGUUUCUUGGGGUGUUAAAAAACAGGAUGCAUCGAGGUUUAUGGGUGCCACAACAACAGAGUGUACAAGAAUACUGGAAAUGUGUGAAGAAGGAAAGCAUUAAAGGAGUAAAAGAAGUCUGGAAACAAGCUGGAAGAGGCCUUUUUUAAAGAGAUAAUGUAGCAGUUAUGUUAUUCCACAUGACAGGAAUUGGGGAUUGGUUUUUCAUAGUACAAGCAGCUUUUCUUAAAUCUUCAUUGACUCCCUUUAUAAUGUAAAGAUGCCUUCUGAUUUAAUACUCUGUUGAUAAAUUUCCAUUAAAUGACAAUAAAAGGAAAAGAGCAUAUUCAUUUACAAAAUAGAUUGGAUCCUGUCAGAUCUAUAUUGGAAGUAAUGUUUUGUGCUUUGGUAAGAUGGAAAGCAUAGUUACUCUCUGACUUCUUAGGUAAGAUCAGAUGUGCUUUCUGAAAGGUUGAAUAAAUGCUUGUGAGAAAAAGCAAUGGAUGUACAAUUCUAGAUAUUAUGUGGGUCUGAUAGAGUAAAUGAAGUUUCAGAUUUACUAAAAGUUGUUACCAUCUUUAUCAUCUCAGAAAUUUCUCAUGUUUUAUUUCAGUUAAUAGCUUAGCUAUGUCUUUGUUGUCUUUAAUGUAUGUCUCUACAUCUUAUCUGGAAGCAGAAUAAAGUAAUUACACAGA
Dipodomys spectabilis (banner-tailed kangaroo rat) is the source of this 1821-nucleotide messenger RNA. RefSeq names its product mitochondrial calcium uptake 2 (gene Micu2). The record is from RefSeq and is a predicted model, not a curated record. Lineage: Eukaryota; Metazoa; Chordata; Mammalia; Rodentia; Heteromyidae. Gene Ontology annotation, biological process: mitochondrial calcium ion homeostasis; calcium import into the mitochondrion. Gene Ontology annotation, molecular function: calcium ion binding. Gene Ontology annotation, cellular component: uniplex complex. The transcript has 12 exons. Bases 1 to 1296 code for a protein of 431 amino acids.